AUGGUGAUGUUUAAGUUUUUAAACGCUGUUCGGAGCCAUCUGUCAGUUAAGGAAAUAGAACAUUAUCGACUAGGAGUAAUGGUGAAUGAUAGUGAAUCACUCGAAAAUUUCACGGAAUUUGCAGAAGAGGAUGAAAUUUUAUAUCCACCGUUAGAAGCUUUGAGAUUUGCAAUAAUGUACAGUCAUUUGGAAUAUGCACGUUUCUUGUUACAAAGUUAUGGAGGUGCUGUGUUACAGAAAAAUCUUUGCUGUCCAUUACUUUUACUGGCUGUCCGCCUGAACGAUGAACCAAUGGUUAUUUUGAUUUGCCAAUACAGUGCAAAAGUAUCCGAAAAGACAGGCAUAAAUUAUCUCAAUUCCCAAGGAUGUGAACUUAUGGAAAGUGGAAAAACUGCAUUGCAUACUGCGGCAGAAUUAGGAUUUGUCGGAUGUACACGAAUUCUCCUACAAUAUGGGGCGGAUUCUUCCUUCAAAGAUUGUGAGGGUUUAACUCCUUUAAACAGAGCCCUUCAAAAGUUCAAACCCUCAUACAAUGUGUUCUUAUGUGUUUUGGAACUUAUCAAAUGUGAAAGGCAAUUAAGUACUGAUGUAUUGCAAAAAGUUCAGUCCUUACACGACAUUCAUCAUGCCAAGUAUAAAUGUGAUCAAUGCCAUCGAAUACCCACGGGACAGUGCCCCACCCCACUCAUACGAUUAUGUAGAAAUUCACUUCUUGAACAUUUAGGCCCCAGAUUAUCAUUAUCGUUCCCAAAAUUAUGUUUAUUAUUGCCCAGUCCUGUGUUACGAUAUAUUAACCUUGAGUGCGACGAUUAAUGAAUCAGGUUUAUCAAUGCGUCAUCAAAGAUUACAUCAUUAAGCAUGAGAGUUAUUUGGGUGUUUGACAUGUAAUGUAACGUAUGUGUGUAUAGUCAGUCUAUUGCAGUGAGUACGUGUGUAUUUUGUUAUUGUUUAUGAAUGGGUGAACAUUAAUAUUUAAAGUGUGUUUGGUUGUUAUUAUAUUAUCAUAAUCUUGGUUAUUGGCCUCAUAAUUGUAAAUAUAACUUUGUUACAUAUCAUUAUAAUCAAUUACUUCAAAAGCAGCUUAAUUAGGCUAUGCAACAUUAUGUAUUUCAUGUAUUUCAUUCAUAUUGUUAUCCACGAAACCUAAAAUUAUGUAUAUUAUAAUUGGAAUUCAUAUCUGAUCACGCACAUGUUAUUGUGUAAAGUUGUGGAUUUGUUGGGUUUUUUUGUACACCUUUGUUGAAUGAAUAUAUGUUGAUAAAUACUACCUUGGUUUUGCUGGACAUUACCUUCCAUGUUUGCAGUUCACUCAAUUAUGCAAUAUUAUUUCAUAACAUUAUUAUGUUAAUGUUUGGGUUAUGUUAAUUUAUAACUAGCCUACCUGUAAUAUUGCUUCUGUGAUAAAACAGUUUGAUUUACAUGUAGCCUAGGUCAGAUUUUAGAUUUUUAAAAAUUAAUUCAUUAUUUGACUUUUAUUUUAUUUAUCGUUUAUUUGUUAAACAGAUUUAAACAUUAUUGUAAUAUUUUUAUAAUAUAUAUUUAUGUCACCUUGUCCAUUUGUUCAGUUAAUAAAUAUUGGGUGUUAU
This is a messenger RNA of Lottia gigantea (owl limpet), 1586 nucleotides long. RefSeq lists its product as hypothetical. Lineage: Eukaryota; Metazoa; Mollusca; Gastropoda; Lottiidae. The record is from RefSeq and is a predicted model, not a curated record. The transcript has a single exon. The coding region runs from base 1 to 813 and encodes 270 amino acids. Gene Ontology annotation, molecular function: protein binding.